Molecule: messenger RNA, 6830 nt
Organism: Macrosteles quadrilineatus (aster leafhopper)
Lineage: Eukaryota; Metazoa; Arthropoda; Insecta; Hemiptera; Cicadellidae
Gene: eag
Product: potassium voltage-gated channel protein eag
Exons: 12
Coding region: 102-3317 (1071 amino acids)
Biological process (GO): potassium ion transmembrane transport; regulation of membrane potential
Cellular component (GO): membrane
Molecular function (GO): voltage-gated potassium channel activity
Source: RefSeq, a predicted model, not a curated record
GAUAGUGGUCACUGAUGAGGAGAGAGAAUGGUGGGUCGCCGGAGACAUCACCUGGAUUGUGGCUAGGAUCCCUCUACGAGGGUCGCGGCUAGAGGGACAGGAUGCCCGGGGGGAGGAGAGGCUUGGUCGCUCCACAAAACACCUUCCUGGAAAACAUCAUCCGCAGGUCCAGCUCACAACAUAGCAGUUUCCUAUUGGCCAACGCACAGAUAGUAGAUUUCCCCAUAGUGUACUGCAACGAAUCGUUCUGCAAGAUCUCUGGUUACAAUAGGGCAGAGGUGAUGCAGAAGUCGUGUCGCUGUACGUUCAUGUACGGAGAACUGACUGACAAGGAGACCAUCGCGAGGAUCGAUGAAGUCCUAGAGAACCAACUGCACGACCAGUUCGAGAUCCUCCUCUACAAGAAAAACAAGACCCCACUAUGGCUCCUACUCCAGAUAGCUCCAAUCAAGAACGAGCGAGACUUGGUAGUCCUGUUCUUGCUCACGUUCCGGGACAUAACUGCGUUAAAGCAGCCCAUCGAGACAGAAGACACCAAGGGAGUGGACAUGUUGCCAGGACUGAGCAAGUUCGCCAAGCUGGCUCGCUCGGUGACUCGCAGCCGGAGCGUCCUGGUCUCGCAGUUCUCGUCCCAUCUGCCCAUCAAGGACACCGCCAAGCAGUCACACCUAGCGCAUGUAAGGUCCACACUAGACCUAGCGCCAAUGAUGAGUCUCAGUGCAGACGUGAUGCCUCAGUACCGUCAGGAGGCUCCCAAGACCCCACCCCACAUCCUGUUACACUAUUGCGCCUUCAAAGCCAUCUGGGACUGGGUCAUCCUGUGCCUAACCUUCUACACUGCCAUCAUGGUCCCGUACAACGUAGCGUUCAAGAACAAGACUUCCGAAGACGUCUCGCUGCUCGUGGUCGACUCUAUCGUCGACGUCAUCUUCUUCAUCGACAUAGUCCUCAACUUCCACACGACGUUCGUCGGCCCCGGCGGCGAAGUGGUUUCCGACCCGAAAGUGAUCCGGAUGAACUAUCUCAAGUCGUGGUUUGUCAUUGACCUCCUCUCCUGCCUUCCGUACGACGUAUUCAACGCGUUCGACCACGACGAAGACGGUAUCGGCAGUUUGUUCAGCGCACUGAAGGUGGUCAGACUGCUGAGGCUGGGCAGAGUAGUCCGUAAGCUAGACAGAUACUUGGAAUAUGGAGCUGCCAUGUUGAUACUACUCCUGUGCUUCUACAUGCUGGUAGCUCAUUGGCUGGCAUGCAUCUGGUACUCCAUAGGUCGGUCAGACGCUGACAACGGUGUUCAAUACUCGUGGCUGUGGAAGCUGGCGAAUGUGACACAAGCACCGUACAGCUACAUAUGGAACAACGACUCGACACAACCAUCGCCUGAGCUGAUCAACGGCCCUUCUCGCCGCACCAUGUACGUCACUGCGCUCUACUUCACCAUGACUUGCAUGACCAGCGUGGGGUUUGGCAACGUCGCCGCGGAAACUGACAACGAGAAGAUAUUCACCAUCUGCAUGAUGAUAAUAGCAGCUCUACUGUACGCCACCAUCUUUGGUCACGUGACUACCAUCAUACAGCAGAUGACGUCGGCCACUGCCAAGUACCAUGAUAUGCUCAACAACGUGCGAGAGUUCAUGAAACUCCACGAGGUUCCAAAGGCUCUGUCGGAAAGGGUGAUGGACUACGUAGUCUCUACGUGGGCGAUGACAAAAGGACUGGACACAGACAAGGUGCUCAACUACUGUCCCAAAGACAUGAAGGCAGACAUUUGCGUCCACUUGAAUCGCAAGGUGUUCAAUGAGCACCCUGCGUUCCGGCUGGCGAGCGACGGUUGUCUGCGAGCGCUGGCUAUGCACUUCACCAUGAGUCACUCGGCUCCUGGGGAUCUUCUGUACCACACUGGGGAGAGUAUAGACUCGCUCUGCUUCAUAGUCACUGGCAGCCUUGAGGUCAUCCAGGAUGAUGAGGUCGUUGCCAUUCUCGGCAAGGGGGAUGUUUUUGGAGAUUCGUUUUGGAAGGACUCAGCAGUAGGCCAGUCUGCAGCUAAUGUCAGAGCUCUAACCUACUGCGACCUUCAUACUAUAAAGCGGGACAAACUACUGGAGGUGCUUGACUUUUACCAAGCCUUCGCCAACAGCUUCGCACGCAACCUCCUACUCACAUACAACUUGAGACAUAGGCUGAUAUUUAGGAAAGUCGCUGAUGUGAGAAGAGAGAAAGAGUUGGCAGAGAGGCGGAAAAACGAACCUCAGCUAGAUCAGAACCAAGACCAUCUCGUGCGUAAGAUAUUCUCCAAGUUCCGCAGGGACCGAGCUCUGCAGGCGCAAGCUUCACAAUCACAGAGUCCGGUGGGCGGGGAUGUGGAGAAGGGUGACAAGAGUGACGCUCCUAGUGACAGUAGUCUGGCAGAGAAGCGACACUCGAUCUGUGCGGCCAAGUUGUCCAGUGUGAUGGAGGCCGACAGUGGCAGUAGCUCGUCAGCCUUGGUGCCGAUGCAAAAGUCUACAGCUCGGCCCACCACAGUGAGGGCCAGCAAGUGGGGGCGACUGCUCGGCUCCAGCCUGGACUCUGGCAGUGAGACUACGGCCACUAGCUCACGACCCGCCUCGGGACGAGAAUCCCCCGCCAAGUCUUCUGGCUCAGGAAAUGGAAACGGCUCUUCUGGUGGUUCGGGCAACAAAGUGUUCCCCAAACUUCAAAAAGUCACUGCGGCCGGGAGUGUAGGCCCUGCUCAGGUGACUCGACAGGACACCAUUGAGGAAAUCGUCGAAGUCGAGGAUAGACAGAGAAUGUCAAAUUUACGCAAGUUUGAUUCGUACGAUAGCGGUAUUAUUCGUAGUGAUCAAAAACUGAACGAAACUUUUAGGCCUCCACCCGCGGGAACUCCGGCGGAGUAUAAAGAGAUUAUGACGAACAUUAUGGAUUUUAAAGUGGACGUCAAAUUAGAAGUUCAACGGUUAAACCAGAAGAUCUCUAGGAUGGAAGAGAUGUUGAGUGAAGUGCUGUCUCGGCUCGGCUCCACGAGUCCUUCCUCGGCUUCCCAAGGACCUGAGUCAGGGCCAGAGGGUAGCGCUAGGUCCCGUCCACAAAGUUCUGGUGAAACCGGGAGUGUUAUUUUGCGGAAAAGACGGUCAAAAUCGAGGACAAAAGCGGCUGCCCCUGCCGCACCUGUGACCAGGACUUCUGACCCGGAGGGUGACCCGGCGCCCUCCUCCCCUCCACCGCAGCCUCCCCCCACCUCCCACUCUGCUCCUGGUAGAAUCGAUGAAGAAACUGUUAAGAGGCCUUAUCCAAGGAGACCCAGAGAGUUUCUAUAGCAUUAGCUUUAAUAUGAUCACAAAGGUCACUUUUAGUUUUUCACUUGUAAAACACCAUGUGAUCAUGACAUGCCAUUGUUCAGCUCUCUGCUUUACAAGAUAAAUACGUUUCAAACGCUGUAUCAUUGUUACCUCAUAACUAAAUAUAUUUGUCGAUACCAACAUUUUAUUUUUUUAUUUUUUAUAUUGAUACUGAUACCUAAAAACUUGAUUAUAUACCGUUAUUUAAAUUUUUUUUGUAAUAAUUCGUUUGGGUAGUGGGGUGGGGUGCAUAAUCACUUUCUUCCGCGAUCGUCAACCAAUUCUCAACAUCUCUAAGCAGUUACAGAAACAGCUUCAUUGCCAGCCUUGAUCGAGACAAAAUCAUGAACAUUUUCUUCGGCCGUACAUUUUGUUACCCUUAGAUCUACUAAUUCUUUUAGGCUAUUUGUGAAUUAGUUAAUGGAGGAAAACAAUUUGCUAUAAACAUAAAGAAGUUUUUUUUUUUUAUUUUACUAUAUAAUUUAACAUUAUUACCGUUUAAAAUAUUUAUAAUGAACCUAAUUGUUACUCUAACCUGUGUUUUAAAGUUUCGCCUUCAAAAUUACAUGGUGUUUUAACACGUGCUCUUUUUUGUAAUAAUUCACAAGAUCCAUAUUUGGAAUUUAAACUCCAACAAUUGCCUAUAAUAUAGAAAUAAAUUAAGAGUCAAUUUUCAUUCUUUCAGGAGAAGUAAAAGUAGAAAAGCCAUUGUUAGAAUACUUAAUUAAUUAUUUGGACAAUAUGCUUGUGAAUUCAGGAACAGAAUUUGUGAGUUCAUGCUUAGGAUCAGUUUGAUGAAUGUUUAUAAUUUUAUUUAUUUGCUUCCAUUUAAGCUUUUUGUACUACUUCAACAUCUCAGAAAUGAUUACUUAAGAGUAAUGAAUUAUUUAAUAACGUACUAAUACUUUAUUCUAGCUUGAACAAAUUUGUAUUCAAUUAGUUUUGUAUAGGGGUAGUAAAAAAAAGUAUUACUAUAGCAUUGACUAAGUUCUAACCAUAAAAGAUUUUUAUAACACUAGAAUACAUCACACUCUGGUUAGAUCCAAACAGUUUCCAGUUCUAAAAAUAGCGAAUAUUUUUCAUAUAAAUUCUUGUUUCUUAUUUCGAGGCAUGGUUUUGGUCAGUACCUUAAAAGGUAUUUAUAAAUUGCUAACUUUAAUUAAGUUGGGAUAUAAAAUAAACUCUUAAAACUAAAUUAAACAGAGUGGCUGAUAACAAUCCAAGGAGCAAACAAUUUAAAAAUCCAAUUGCCCGAUAAUUUUGUUGACAUUAAAAUGAUAAUAAAAUAAAACAAUUUUAUACAAAUACUUAUAGGCUAACAUCUUAAAAUACAAAAUGUAAAAAAAAAAAAUACUAAUUUGAGGUAAUCUUAUAGUAAAAAUUUAAGAUUUUUGAGCUAUUAAACGAUUUAUGUUUCAUGAUGCCCUUCAUGGAUAUACAAAUCAAGAUAAUCUUUUUUUUUAAUUUCUAGUACCUUUUUUGUUAUUUGUUUAAAUGGUUAAAAUUGAUAAAGUUAAUAACUGCUACUACAUGUUAAAAAUGUCUACGCUUUGACAAUAACUGAAUUGAUGUUCAAAAGCAAUAAUAAAUGUAUUGGAGAAAAUAGCCAGUGACUACAUUAAACUAAAUAAAUCAACCUAGCAAAACCUAUCUUGUCUGCGUCCCAAGUAGCACCACAAUAUUGUUAAAAUAUUGAAACAAUGUUGAUUGACAUUGCCAAAAAUAUUGUUUUUUUUUCAUGAUGGGUUAGCCUCUGGAUUGAAAAUUGCAAUAUAAAAAGGUUUACGUUCCCUUUUGUGUCAAACGAUCCUUGAUGUAGUAACGCUAACUACAGCAGUUUCAUGCCGCUGGGCGGUAUGAAACAACUGUAGUUAUCACUUACUACAUCAAGGAUCGUUAGACGCAAAAGGUAACUUAAACCAUUUUAUAUUUAAUAUUGUUUUAAAAUUACAACACUAUUUUCCCAAUAUUGAUCAACAAUUUUUUUGCAACAACAUUGAAAUAUGUUGUGGAAAAAAGUAACAAUAUUGUUAUCAUAUUGAUCAAUAUUGGGACAAUAAUGAAACAUUUUCAAUAUUGAGAACAACAUUGAGACAAUAUUGGUAUGUUACUUGGCUAGGGGGUUGAAAAUUUUAGAUUUUUUUCAUGAAGUGUUUUAUACAAAAUGCAUUCCAUUAUCACAAAGCUUUGACUUGCUUACGAUCGUUUUGUGCCUCAGCAUAAAAUACCACCUGCAAAGGUAAAGACAGCUUACGACUACGUAAGUCUCUGAAACUAUGGGAGCAAUUCACGUAUUGUGCGACUUCACCUAUUUUAGCUUCUUUACUAUUCUAGUCAAAAUUGUACAAAUUUAAGGUAGAACUAUUAACGAUUUCGAUAGCAAUAUGGUAUGAGGUCCAGUAUGGUUAAGUGUCGAGAAUCCCCUGUAGUUGAUGUGCUGUUAAAGUUACCGUUUCAUUUGUGAAAUACCUUGUUCGGGAUAUAUAACUGUUAUUUAAUUGUUGUGUAUAUAACUGAAGUAUAAAUAAUGUAUAGUUGUGUUGUAAACAUGUAAAAGAUUUUUACAUAAUUUACUACUUGUGUUAGAUUUUUCUAGAUAAAAUUCAUUCAAAUAGACUUUUGUUCUCGUUAAUUGAUGAAACAUUCUCUUAUUAUUUAGCAAAGCUUUUACUCAAAUAAAUAAACUAUAUUUCAGUUAAAAUUUUGAGUCGGUUAAAUCAAUUUUUGUUGCUGAAUACAUUAGAACCUCAAUAACAAGUCUCGCAAGGGGAUUAUUGAAAAAGACUUGCGACUUCUUAUCGAGGUUAGCAAUAACAAGUGCUUUGGAGUACUUAACACGAAAUCAAAGGUAUUUGAAAAUAACACUUUUUAUCAAGGCUGACUUGGUAUUAAUGUUCUAGACAUUUUUUCUACGGCUUUUAUAAGAAAUGUUUGCAAGACAUAAUCAAUGAGUCUACUUUUCUUCCUUUUUUUAACAGCACACCAAGAAAGCCGUCAUAGUAUUAAGAAGUUGUACUAGUGAAGGAAUUGUGAGUUGCAAGGUCCAUUGAGAUAUGCAACAUUAUCUUGUUGCAAUUAGCAUUCCAUUUAUUUGUAGGGUUAAUUUUGUAGCCGUUUUUGUUAAAAGUAUAUUGUAAAUAUUUAUAAAUACAAAUUAUAAUAUAAUGUAAGUGUUUUAUAGUGGUUAGGAAAUUCAUGAUUUACAUGAAGUGAACAUUCUUGGGAGUUUUGAGGUGUAAUGAAAUACAAUUUGUUCCUAAAGUACCAGACUGUUUAUUAAAAAUGUAAGAGGUUUUAAAAAUGUUUGAAUUAAAAGACAUUAGUUUGAUUAAAAAUGAGUAAUUUGACUACUUGAAAGACUAAGAACCUAAUUUUUUACUAAGAAAGUAAUUCCGUAAGCAUUGCAAUACCAAAAUUAAAUUGCACAAUCUUUAGUUGAAUUGGUACUUACGUAAAUUAAUUGUGUUUAUUAAUCAACAUAUUUUUAUAUAA